Eptesicus fuscus (big brown bat) is the source of this 4046-nucleotide messenger RNA. It is a transcript of the gene VPS36, whose product is annotated as vacuolar protein sorting 36 homolog. The record is from RefSeq and is a predicted model, not a curated record. The coding region runs from base 87 to 1181 and encodes 364 amino acids. Gene Ontology annotation, molecular function: ubiquitin binding; phosphatidylinositol-3-phosphate binding. Gene Ontology annotation, biological process: protein transport to vacuole involved in ubiquitin-dependent protein catabolic process via the multivesicular body sorting pathway. The transcript is spliced from 13 exons. Lineage: Eukaryota; Metazoa; Chordata; Mammalia; Chiroptera; Vespertilionidae. Gene Ontology annotation, cellular component: ESCRT II complex; late endosome membrane.
AGGGGGCGGUGCAGGCCGCCCGGCGCUCCCUAGCUGCCCGAGAGCGGCGGCGCGGGCGAGCCGGCGGGGCGGGCCUGGCGGCGAGCAUGGACCGGUUCGUGUGGACCAGCGGCCUUCUGGAGAUCCACGAGACCCUGGUGAUCCAGCAGCGCGGGGUGCGCAUCUACGACGGCGAGGAGAAGAUAAAAUUUGAUGCUGGGACCCUCCUUCUUAGUACACAUCGACUAAUUUGGAGAGAUCAGAGAAAUCAUGAAUGCUGCAUGGCUAUUCCUCUUUCUCAAAUUGUGUUCAUUGAAGAACAGGCAGCUGGAAUUGGGAAAAGUGCUAAAAUAGUGGUUCAUCUUCACCCUGCUCCUCCUAACAAAGAGCUUGGUCCAUUACAGAGUAGUAAGAACUCCUACAUUAAACUCUCCUUCAAAGAACAUGGCCAGAUUGAGUUUUACAGGCGUUUAUCAGAGGAAAUGACACAGAGAAGAUGGGAGAAUAUGCCAGUUUCCCAGUCAUUCCAAACAAAUAGAGGACCACAGCCAGGAAGAAUAAGGGCUGUAGGAAUUGUAGGUAUUGAAAGGAAACUGGAAGAAAAAAGAAAAGAAACAGACAAAAACAUUUCUGAGGCCUUUGAAGACCUCAGCAAGCUAAUGGUCAAGGCUAAAGAAAUGGUGGAGUUAUCAAAAUCAAUUGCUAAUAAGAUUAAAGACAAGCAAGGUGACAUCACAGAAGAUGAGACCAUCAGGUUUAAAUCCUAUUUGCUGAGCAUGGGAAUAGCUAACCCAGUUACCAGGGAAACCUACGGCUCAGGCACACAGUACCACAUGCAGCUGGCUAAACAGCUGGCUGGAAUAUUGCAGGCCCCUUUAGAGUUGCUCUCACCAGAAGAUUUAGUGAAUGCAUGCAAGAUGCUGGAAGCUCUGAAAUUACCUCUCAGGCUCCGAGUUUUUGACAGUGGCGUCAUGGUAAUUGAGCUGCAGUCCCACAAGGAAGAGGAAAUGGUGGCCUCAGCCUUGGAGACAGUUUCAGAAAAGGGAUCCCUAACAUCAGAAGAGUUUGCCAAGCUUGUGGGAAUGUCUGUCCUGCUAGCUAAAGAAAGGUUGCUACUUGCAGAGAAGAUGGGCCAUCUUUGCCGAGACGACUCAGUGGAAGGCUUGCGGUUUUACCCAAAUUUAUUUAUGACACAGAGCUAAGGUUUUUUUGUAUUUGAAAUACUUCUUAUCCAUGUACUUGCAUCAUGUAGAGGUUGUAUGAUGCUGAGCUAAGGGUAAACUCUGAUAAACUGAGAAUUUGCUGGAACUGUAAAACCCUUUUAAUUUCUUCCUAAUAUGAUGGGAUAGGAAGUUGAUUUAGGACGAAUAUAGGAAAAUACAGAAAAAUGAAUGCCAAUGUGAAUUUAAAAUCAUGCUACACUUGUAUAGAACCCUCAUAGUUUAACUUGAAAUAUAGUGGAUUUUAACUUGAUCAUCAAAUCUAACUAUUUAGUUCAUGGGGGAAGAAAAAGAGAAGCUGCAUGUUAGACAGGUUAGUUCGUUAUUUUGGUGUGACUGAAAUUCACUGAAUUAUACAUAAGUGAAGUUUUUGUCCAGUCUGGGGGGUUUUCAUGAAGCAAGUCCCACAUUCAGUGUAGUUUAAGAACCUGACAACAUUGGAACAAAAUAUCAAACUGCGGAGGCUCCUUCUAAGGGCUUUUAUUAGAAACAGUCAUAACAUGUCUCCAACAGACAAAUAAAGCACCUUAAAAAAGGAGAGAAUUGUAUCUGACUCACGUAUAUAUUACCUAACUAGUUUUUUUUUUAAGUGAUGAUUUCAUGCCUGACAUUUAAAGAAUGCAACUAUGUCAUUUUGUUUAAAAAAUGCUGUGGAUCUUGAAACUGAAUUAAAGAGCUGUACAGACAUGCCCAGAGAUAUGAUUACAAAUUUGGGAAGUAGAUGGCUCAGGAACAUAAAAGUGGAAAAAUAAUAUGUCUCCUUUUCUUUCCCUUAAGGAGUUUCACACUGAACUUUAAAAAUCUGCCCUAUCAUAUUCUAGCAAUAUUUGUUCUUUACAUGAUAAGUUGUGUGGAGGAACUUUCCUGCUAAAAAGUAUUACUGAGGUAGCAAAAACUGGAUAAUGCUGAGUUUAGAUUGCUUGAGUGUUAAAGUGGACUCCCUGACUUUAUAUGUUCCAGCUGUAUAGCAUACAAUAUGCUGGGAUUACCUCAAACUCAGGGACCAGCAGGCACAGAGGAGUCCCUCAUUCUGAGACUGAGUCAGAAGUGGAAGGCAGUGAUGAUUUUCGCCCAAGCAUCCAGAGGGGAUAGUAUCUGUGUUGAGGGAACCAUUGAGAGCAGGAGGAGGCCAUACCCAGGUUCACACUCUCAGAUGUUCUCAGUGAGGUGAGUGCUGCUGCCAGAGGCUGCUACAGGUGCCGGGAUCCUCAGCUGCAGACCCAGGGAAUCCCUCCAAGUGCAGCCAGAGUCCGUCCCUGAUUCCUCCCAGAAAAGUGGCUGUUGCUGCUUCACAUCCUCCAGUGUCUUGGGAAUGUUGUGCCCGAGGCAUCCUUCCUUACUCUUCAUUUUCCAAGUGUGUCACUGAUUCUAAAUUGUGAUGACAUAUCCCCUAAUUCCUUCACUGCUCAGCCUCAGGUUUGUUUUGGGGGAAAUUCAGUGUCUGGCUGCCCAAGUCUUUGAGGCCAUUGUGUAAGCUUGUUUGUACAUCACUCCUCUCUGGGCUGCACAGCUAAGAUCCAGCUCUACUGGGAUCUAGCUCUAAUGCUGUGGAUUCAUUACAGCAAACUCCCAUAAUUCAGCAUAUUUAUUUACAUUAGUGUGACAACACGUUAACAAAAAUGGAGCAAUCUGAAUUGUAUACAGUGAACUAAAGAGGCAGUAAAGUGACAUAUGAAUGUAUUUUGCCCAAAAAACCCCAAAACCAAACCAAAUGUGAUUGCCUUCACUGUUUUUAUUAUUAUUAUUUUUUGUUAAUCUUUAUAUGAGGAUAUAUUUUCCAUUGAUUUUUUUUUUUUCUUUUUUAGAGAGAGUGGAAGGGAGACAGGGUUGGGGGGAUGGGGUGGAGAGACCGAGAGAUAGAGACAUUGACUGGUUUUCUCCCACAUGAGCCCUGAGCAGUCCGGGGAUUGAACCUAGGACCCUUUGGUGUGUGGGCCGACGCUCUUAAUCACUGAGCCAAACCAGCCAGGGCAGCAUUGUUUUAUUCUUCACGUGGGCAUUCUUCACAUUUUCCACACCUCAGUAUAUAUUUUUUUAUCUUUUUCUUUUUUUUGUCAAAUAAGGUGUUAUUUUGGUCCUCCAUUAGUAGAGGUUAUGUUUAAAUACAACCAAUCAGGUCCUAAGUGCAAAAAAGUUCUGUCUUGGUGCUUAUCACUGGUACAAUUAUUGUUUUUGCUUUCCUAACUUUGCUCUUAGGAGCAUUAAUCUGUUGGUAGCUUUAUGGUAAUGGAAUAUUUCUAGACACAUACUGUCCAAAAUUUUUUUAUAUUGUACGAGUAGAUUGUUUUUGGGGUUAAAUGAUUGGUAUUAAUGUAUAUGAAGUUAUUGCAAAAUUAAAAAUGGUUUUUCUUAACUUGGUGUCUUUUAAAUACUCUUUGGAAAAUAUAUGAAAAUCAUAAACCUUUAAUCGGAAUAAGCUGGUAUGUUAUAAUUUGUUCUUUUAGGUUUGUAAUCAAGAGUUGAUUAUAAUUAUUUUUUACCUCAAGCUCUUACUAUUUUAGUUGUUUUAUAAGAAUGGAAAAUGGCUCAUGAACUUUUUAAAAAAAAUUCUUGAUGUGAAUUCCACCGUUGAUUGACCAGGUGUAUUCAUGUGAAUGUACUGUAUCUUAUUCGCUGUCAUCAGACUAAUAUGACCAAAUGUGGAUUCAUCAUGUCAUUAUUCUCAUAUUCAUCUGCUUAAAAUGAUUCUCCUUUGCCCAACAAUCUGAGUUUUCAUCUUGGAGCAGUAGAGUCACAACUUACAGGGUGGUUAAAUUUUAAAGACUGUGCCUAAGUAUGAAAUCGAACAUGCUCAAAAUGAUCCUUGAAAAUCUCUUAAAUGCCAAUAAAGUUCUACAUAGAGUCUUA